Messenger RNA from Talaromyces rugulosus, 957 nucleotides. RefSeq lists its product as uncharacterized. Gene Ontology annotation, molecular function: hydrolase activity, hydrolyzing O-glycosyl compounds. The record is from RefSeq and is a predicted model, not a curated record. Bases 1 to 957 code for a protein of 318 amino acids. The transcript is spliced from 2 exons. Gene Ontology annotation, biological process: carbohydrate metabolic process. NCBI's taxonomy places the organism in Eukaryota, Fungi, Ascomycota, Eurotiomycetes, Eurotiales, Trichocomaceae.
AUGCGUCGUGGAAUUUUGGCCGCUUUUGUUGUGGCAGGAGCAUCUGCUGCUCCUGUCCGGGUGCUGGACACCGACUUUCCUGAUCCUAGCGUUGUCUAUACAGGCAGCGAGUACUAUGCUUUCGGCACUACUGGCAACGGAGUCAACGCGCAGGUCGCCUCCUCGCCAGACUUCAACACCUGGACCCUCCUGGAUGGCACGGAUGCGCUUCCAGGCCCGUUCCCCUCGUGGGUAGAUAGUUCGCCAGGCAUUUGGGCACCCGAUGUUCUCCAAUUGGCCGAUGGCUCCUACACGAUGUACUUCUCCGCCGCCUCCGCCACCGACAACACCAAGCACUGCGUUGGUGCUGCUACCAGUUCUUCGGCCCAAGGUCCCUACACACCUGUCGAUAGUGACGCUCUAGCUUGCCCACUCGACCAAGGCGGCGCCAUUGACCCUGAUGGUUUCAUCGAUAGCGACGGCACAGUCUACGUCGUCUACAAGAUUGACGGAAACAGUCUGGACGGUGAUGGCACCACCCACUCCACCCCUAUCAUGCUUCAGCAGAUGGAAUCGGACGGUGUCACGCCCACGGGUGAUGCUACCCAACUGCUCGACCGAUCCGACCUAGACGGUCCUCUUAUCGAGGCCCCUAGCCUGGCGCUGGUCGACGGAAUCUACUACCUGUCUUUCUCUUCCAACUACUACAACACCGAAAACUACGACACAUCCUACGCCUAUGCCACAUCUAUCACUGGCCCAUACACCAAGCAGUCGGCACCCAAUGCUCCUCUGCUGACAACUGGCGUUUCGACCACCAAUGCCGGCGAUUUGAGUGCACCUGGUGGCUCUGAUUUCUCCGCCGACGCUACCAAGAUUGUCUUCCACGCAAAUGAGAAUGGCCAAGAUAUUAACAACGGCCGAGCCAUGUUUGUGGAUACCAUUAGUCUGAGUGACAACAUUAUCACUCUUGGGUAA